UCCCGCUCCCCACCCACCCCUAGCCAGGACUGUCUCCGCAGAGCCCCGCCGGGACCAGGUGUCCCGGGCUCGCCAAGAUGCAGCCGGGGCUCUGGCUCCUCCUGGCCACGCAGCUGGCAGCUCUCCGUGGCAGCUCCGUACUCCAGCAGGCUCCUGGGUCCGUAAUGGUUCAGACCAAUGGAAUGGUGAUAAUGUCCUGCGAAGCCAAAACCUCGCCCACUAGCACGCGCAUCUACUGGCUGAGACAUCGCCAGGCUCCAAGCCCGGACAGUCGCUACGAGUGCCUGGCCUACUGGGAUCCCAUAAAAGGGAUCGUGUAUGGACAGGAAGUGGAGCCAGAGAAGCUAACUGUGUUUCCGGACGCAACCCGGUCCAUUCUCAAUCUCACAAGUGUGAAGCCUGCAGACAGUGGCAUCUACUUCUGCAUGACCGUUGGGUCGCCCGAGCUGACCUUCGGGAAGGGAACUCGGCUGAGUGUGGUUGAUGUCCUUCCCACCACUGCCCAGCCCACCAAGAAGCCCACCCCCAGGAAGAAAAUGUGCCGGCCCCCAAGCCCAGUGACCCCGAAGGGCCCAUCCUGUGGCCUCCUCACCCUCGGCCUGUUGGUGGCUGGAGUCCUUGUUCUGCUGGUGUCCUUGGGUGUGGCCAUCCACCUAUACCGCCUGAAGAGGAGAGCCCGGCUUCGCCUCCUGAAACAGUUUUAUAAAUGAACGGAGAAUAUGCUUUUGGUGUCCUGCUACAAAAAUACGUUGGUCAAUAAUGAGCAAGAUCUGGAAAAAUGAGAGAGAAGGGACACGCUCAACUCCCUCAAUUGUGGCAAUUUCACUGACCUGCUGAAGUUGCCUGCUUUUAACUACUGCAAGUUCUUUCUGUGGGCCUCAUGCAUGGGAGAAACUUGUUAGUUGGUCAUCGCGAAUCACGGAGAGAAGGCUUCAGAGCCCCGGAGCACUUCCUGCAACUUCCUGCAAAUGAGUAAGAAAUGCCACCAUGACACCACUCCCCAGCUCCUGUACUCACCCUGGGCUGGGACCCUUGUGUUGGCCGUCCGGCCACCUUCUCGCAAGUUGCUUUGCCCUGAUAGGGCAGUGGCAUGGAGUCCUGAGUCUCUCAUGGGAUGGUGCUGGGAUGGCUCCUCCUUGGUCUUCCCAGGCGGGGGUCACCGUCCUCACUGAGAGCCACAGAGACCACACCCAGCUUGGAACCGUGCUUUCUGUGAAGGGCUGACUCAGUCGGUUCAGUCUCCAGGGACCUCCUGUGGAGCGGGAACUUGUGGUGUGGGAGUUCACUUAAUCUCCCAUUAGGAAGUUCCUCAAUCUCCCAUUAGGAAGUUCCUCGACUUUCACUUCUGCCCUCCCAUGGCUUGUAUAUUUCUUCUCUCACUGUUCUUUUUAUGAAAAUGUCUUGGUUGUAAAAAUAAAACCCUGAAUAAAAGAUGCAAACGGCUCCCGUGAUGUAAAAGCACAAAGCCCAUCUGUACGGCAAAGAUGUUAAUGCUCAGCUAAAACAGAAGUAACAAAGAUAAAAUGUGCCUGUCCUCAUCUGCCCCCACAACAUGCUGUCGUCUGCAUUGUAGGCAUUGAGAGAGUCUCAGAGGCAUCGAGAGAGUCUGAGAGGUUGGGAAGCACCCAGAGCCAGGCGGCAGGGGCCCCAGGGGCCGACUCUUCUGGCCACUCCAAGCCAUCUUCACUAGUUGUACAGAGUGGAACCCCCAGACUCCUAGCCACAGGCUGGUGACCUUAUAGUAAAAAGAAGGUGAGGGGAGCCCGUGUGGCUCAGUCGGUUGAGCAUUAGACUCUUGAUUUCGGCUCAGGUCAUGAUCCCAGGGUCGUGGGAUCAAGCCCUGCAUUAGGCUCUGAGCUGAGUGUGGAACCUGCUUGGGAUUCUCUCUCUCCUUCUCCUUCUGCCCCUCCCCUGCUUGUGUUUUCUCUCUCUCUCUAAAAAAAAAAAAAAAAAAAAAACUAGAAGAGUCUCUGUCCUCAUUUCCUUCCUUCCUUCCUUUUUUUUUUUUUUUUUUUUUUUAAACUGUU
Messenger RNA from Panthera uncia (snow leopard), 2027 nucleotides. RefSeq names its product CD8 subunit beta (gene CD8B). Gene Ontology annotation, biological process: regulation of immune response. The record is from RefSeq and is a predicted model, not a curated record. The coding region runs from base 78 to 710 and encodes 210 amino acids. Lineage: Eukaryota; Metazoa; Chordata; Mammalia; Carnivora; Felidae. Gene Ontology annotation, cellular component: cell surface. Gene Ontology annotation, molecular function: coreceptor activity; MHC class I protein binding. The transcript is spliced from 6 exons.